CACAGUUCUCCUCAGCCAUGCAUACUGUCAUGCCAGCAUCCACGGCGACUCUGUUGGCCAACUCCCCGUAUUUAUUUGGUUGGGCAGAACGAUGGACCAUUGCCGCCGUCACAUUUACAUUGCACUCGGCCUCGCUCUUGUACUUGGUCUGUUUUGCGUUUUUCUACUUUGUCAUUUCCGCCGAGAACGCGGUCAUCCUUCAGCUGUUCGCUCCAAAAGUCCAGUCGGUGGCGUUUGUGCUCGUGGCACUGCUGCACCUCCACGGGCUGUCCCGAGUGGUGUUCCCGCGUUGUUUCGGCACCGCCUUGGUGAAAUUCUACCUGGACGAUAUCCCCACCUCCCUCGUUGGCAAACUCGUACAUCUGUAUCACAAAUACUUCAGCCGCUAUGGCGUAUUUGGGCUCCACGGCUCGCUGUACGAGAUGCGCGUGACGUUUAAACAAAUCGUGCAAGUGCCGGCCCAGGCGUACCAAGCGUAUCAAAUGAGCGUCUACUUGACUAACCCAGCGCUGUGUGCGUUGUACACAACGUUGCUCGCCUGCGACUGUCUCUUUGUGCCGUGCUUUCUAUUCUCCACGCACGAAUUUACCCGUCUAUGGGGGCCAGGCUUUGUGGACGCGCUGUUUGACUUUACUCUCAGCGCGGGCUUUCCGCUGGCCAUCAUCUUCCACGCUUUUGUCGACUACUUUGUCGCAGGCAACGACGCGCUCGUGUGGAACAAGACAUGGUUAAACCAAAUGAUCAUGAUGGCUCGGUUCGUGUCGGUGACGAAUGUCGUCGACAUGCUGUCCACGCUUCUUCCGUUUGUCACGUGCUACGUUUCGCUGACGGCGCUCUACAGCGCCGUGCAGCUUCGAAUGGGGGAUAUGGCCAUGCACGAAAGCUCCAUGCGGCGGGCCGCGGAACUCGUGACCGUUCGGGUCAAGAAUGUGAACGUGCUGCUGAGAAUCUGUCGACGGGCGUUCUUGUUUGUGUCUGCUGUAGCAGGCAUAUUUCUUUGCACGAUGGCAGGUACUUCGGUCACGCGCGAGUCAUGUGCCCCUGGCUGUCGGCUGCAAACGUUCCCUUGGUUUACCAAGCAAUGCAAUUGCGUCAUGAUGCGCCAAAACUGCGUGCUGCAUCCCAUUGCGAACGACGACGUGGACGCGUUCGUACUCAACCACGUGGCCAAUGCGUUCGACAUUGCCCUUGUCCAGUGCAACUUGCCGCAUGGGCUGUCUCAGCAGACAUUGCACUCGCUGACCAACCUGUACUCACUGUCGCUACGCCUCACUAACACGGUGGAAUGGAAGCUAGAACCGACCGACUUGCCGCCGUCGUUGACGAUGCUAUACUUCCAAGACCAAGUGGUGCCACGCCUCCCAACCAUCCUUGACCGCAACGUGAAUAAAUUGCGGUACAUGUUUCUCCGCAAUAUCACUAUCACAGGAGAUGAGGGGGCCACUGCCAUGUCCGUGUACAAAAAUCUAACGAUGUUGUCGCUUACCAACAUGAGUUUGACUGUGGUCCCGCUCAACGUGUUGGACCAGGUGGGGCUCACACAGCUCGAAUUCAGCUACAACCGCCUUGUGUCUUUUCCGGACCAAUUGUUGGCACUCCGGAACCUCCAAACUCUCUCGCUCGAGUUCAACUUGAUCUCGUCCAUUCCGUCGGCCUUUGUCCGCCAAUUCCCGUCGUCCCUCAAAACCAUAUACCUUGACGGCAACCCCCUGCUCGCGUUGCCGCUGGACACUGACUUUGCCCUUAUCCAGAGCCAGCGCCUGCGGAUUCGAGGAACUCCCAUGUGCGAUCGCCUCUACGCCGCUGCACGAAAGUAUCAAGUCGCCACGCUGCCACCCUUGGAGCAACAGAUCGUCGGGAUCUUAGACGAUGUUUGCAGUCCGGAUUGCAGCGUCGGGUGCCAUGCCCGAUUUGUCGGAAACACCGUUUGCGAAAGUGUGUGUUUGGUGCCAUCGUGCAACUUUGACACCAAGGCAGCCGAGUUUGUCGCCAGUGGCACCAGUGGAAGUGACUGCUUUGGGUUGACUACGGGUUGGGAACCGUCAUAACCAAGGGAGGACUUUGUCAUUGUAGCCUACCCAAGGCGGGAAUAUCUGUCGCCACCACCACCGGGUGCUCACUAUCGCAACUGACGGGAAGCCUUUGGGGGGGAGCUGAAACAAAAGGUAUCUUGGCGAUUGUAACGUUAGUUUGGUUGCCGCUUCUGCCUAAUUAACGUUAACCCGAUGCAUCAGUGCAAUGUCCA
Molecule: messenger RNA, 2245 nt
Organism: Aphanomyces astaci
Lineage: Eukaryota; Oomycota; Saprolegniomycetes; Saprolegniales; Verrucalvaceae
Exons: 2
Coding region: 18-2048 (676 amino acids)
Cellular component (GO): plasma membrane
Molecular function (GO): protein binding
Source: RefSeq, a predicted model, not a curated record